UGGAUACAUUAACUCACAAGGCCACCGGAUAUUCUGCAAAGCUUUUGAAGAAGCCUGACCAAUGCCGAGCAGUUUACGCCUGAUCCCACCUCUUUUGGGUUGAUGACCAGGCCUGGAAUCAAGGAUGGAGAGAGGUACCUCUACUUUUUCGAGAAGGGCAAUCUGCAGAUUACAAUCAAUAUGAUCCAGGAUCUGGUUGAACUAAUAACCGACGAGAUGCAAAGUAACUUUGUGUUGCAGAUCCAGCUUCCGAUGCUUUCUUCGCCAGCACACUCCGGUACAUCCGGUCCCAGAAACAGAAAGGUGGUAGUAUAG
This is a messenger RNA of Linum tenue, 315 nucleotides long. Lineage: Eukaryota; Viridiplantae; Streptophyta; Magnoliopsida; Malpighiales; Linaceae. The record is from the annotation of a GenBank genome assembly.